CUUCCUUAAGCGACAACUUUUUGAGCAAACCACAGGGCGGAGGAGGGGUUUGUCCCGCGGCGAGAGGGGAGGAGGAGGAGGGGGAGGAGGAAGUAAGCAAGCGAGGGCAGCGCCGGGGCUGCGCGGGCGGGGUGUUGCGCCGUGCAUUUCUGCCGCCCCUCGUCUCUCCGCCCCGGCCCGGCCUGCCGCACGCCCGGUGUCCGCCCGAGCCGCACACGGGGGCAGCCGGGGGCGCGAGGGAACCCGGCAGCGGCGGCGGCUCCCCGAGCUCCGCUCCGCCAGAGGCUGCUGCGAGGGGCUGCCAUGAGGAUCCGGCUGGCGAGAAGAUGGACGUGGGUCCGCAGAAGCUGCGUGCUGCUCGGCUUCUUGAUGGUCGCCUACUUCGCGUUGGAGUUGUCGGUUUCUUCCUUCGGUGCCUCCCUCGCUGGGGAGAGCGUCUCCAAAGGCAAACGGGAGCGGCGCUUUACGGACGGAGCAGAAGAGGCAGUGGAUUUGGCUCGUCCGGUUUAUGACAAAUCCCCGCCUGAUUCUUACGCCCCGGGAGAAUGGGGCAAACCCACUCGCUUGCAGCUGAGCCCUGAGGAGAAGAAGCAGGAAGCAGAGCUGAUUGAGAAGUAUGCAAUUAAUAUUUAUUUGAGUGAUAAAAUCUCUCUCCAUCGGCACAUUGAAGACAAUCGACUGAGUGGCUGUAAAACUAAAUCUUACAACUACAGAAAGCUGCCUACAACGUCUGUUGUAAUUGCCUUUUACAAUGAAGCCUGGUCCACGUUGCUGCGGACAGUACACAGCGUUCUUGAAACGUCUCCUUCUGUGCUUCUGAAAGAAAUCAUACUGGUGGAUGAUUUGAGUGAUAAAGUGUAUUUGAAAACUGACCUUGAGAAGUACAUAAGCAGUCUGAAAAGAGUUCGUUUAAUACGGACCAACAAACGGGAAGGACUGGUUCGUGCACGCUUAAUUGGAGCUACUUUUGCUACCGGUGAUGUCCUCACGUUUCUCGACUGUCACUGCGAAUGUGUCUCCGGCUGGUUAGAGCCGUUGCUUGAGAGGAUUGCCGAGAAUGAGACUGUUGUCAUCUGUCCUGUUAUUGACACCAUCGACUGGAACACAUUUGAGUAUUACAUGCAGUCAGCAGAGCCCAUGAUUGGGGGCUUCGACUGGCGACUGACGUUCCAGUGGCACUCUGUGCCGAAACACGAACGUCUGAGGCGCAAAUCUGAAACAGACCCAAUCAGAUCCCCAACUAUGGCUGGGGGCUUGUUUGCUGUCAGCAAGAAGUAUUUUGAGUACCUGGGUACCUAUGAUACAGGAAUGGAUGUUUGGGGAGGAGAGAACUUAGAGUUAUCAUUUAGAGUGUGGCAGUGUGGAGGCAUGCUAGAAAUUCAUCCGUGCUCCCAUGUAGGCCAUGUGUUUCCAAAGCGUGCACCAUAUGCUAGACCGAAUUUCCUUCAGAACACAGCACGUGCUGCUGAGGUGUGGAUGGAUGAGUAUAAAGAACACUUUUACAACAGAAAUCCUCCAGCGAGAAAAGAAAACUACGGAGAUAUUUCUGAGAGAAAGCUACUGAGAGAGCGUUUGAAAUGCAGGAGUUUUAACUGGUAUUUGAAAAACGUCUUUUCUGAGUUGCAUGUACCAGAAGAUCGUCCUGGCUGGCAUGGGGCUGUCCGCAGUGUAGGAAUAUCAUCAGAGUGCCUAGACUACGUUUUACCAGAACAUAAUCCUGCUGGGGCUCACCUUUCUCUCUUUGGAUGUCACGGUCAGGGAGGAAAUCAAUUUUUUGAGUACACAUCAAAUAAGGAGUUUAGAUUUAACUCUGUAACAGAGCUAUGUGCUGAAGUCCCUGAGCAAGAGGAUUUCAUAGGUAUGAGGAGCUGCCCAAAAGAUGGAUCUCCUGUCCCAGAAAUUAUUAUAUGGCAUUUCAAAGAAGAUGGGACUAUUUAUCAUCCUCAUUCUGGAAAGUGCCUUACUGCUUAUCGUACUGCCGAGGGGCGUGCUGAUGUGGAAAUGAGAACUUGUAAUGCUGCAGAUAAAAAUCAGAUGUGGAAAUUUGAGAAAUGAUCACUAGCAGUAGUAAGAAUCAGGUGGAGCAGAGUCUCCAAGGUUUUUACAUACAUAGCAGAUAGCAACAUUGGAAUGUCUUCAGAUGUGUCUUUCCUGUAGUGGUGUAGGAAUUAUCUGCUGUGGUGAACUGUAUGGAAAGCAAAAGCAAAUGGUGGGAGUUAGUUUCUGAAACAGUGAUUUACACUUCUUAUGCCUUCUAUUUUUGUAAAUUUUGCCCAAUUAUUUUCUUAUUUUGGUCUCUGUUGAUUAUGGGAAAACAAAUCCUUUUGAGUGGACUGAAGAGGAAUUUUCUCGUUGUUUACUCUUUAAAAAAUGAGCGCAUUAAACCUGCAAGGUAACAUUACGUGCAAGUAAAAAUUUUGUACUUGCUGAAGUGGAGGUUCUUGCAGUAUUUGACCUAUUUGCAGAUUCAUCAUAAUAUACGUAUCUAUCAUCCUAAAUUAUGCUACAGUAGCACGUGACUGAAUUCACAGUGAUGUGGAAAGCUGAAUCUUAAGUCUUGGAAUAUUCUGCAGUUUUUUAGGGAAUUUACACAUACUAUUUAGGGUUUUAGAGUGACCUCUAGCUAAAAUACUCCACUGAAGAGAAGGACUUUUUAGGGGGUGGAUUUGGGCACAGCUUUGCAGUCUUGCUCUUGUUCUGUAAAACUUACCUGGCCAGGGUGAGUCUCAUGGAUGAGUCUCAGAACGUAGUAGCAGUGAAACCAAGGACGUGCUACAGGUGCUGCAAAUGGAAGAAAUGAAUAGUUAGAAGUAUGAGUUCUGCUGGAAGGUAGCAGGGAAGGAAAUAAAGUGCAGAAUUACUGCUGCUACAGCUACUGCUGUUUCUUUGCUGUGUAUUUAGUAUUUACAUCAUUGUGUAAGCUUUUCCUUGUUAAGUUUGGCUUCCUAGAGAGACAAAGUCUAUGUGACUAUGCCAUGUAUCCAUUUUUUUUGGAUUUUAAGGAAUCUUUCAUGUUUUAGACUGGCAGCAAGGGAAAGGAGAGAAAUACAAAUGAAAAGUUAGACUGUCUUACUUUGUGUUAUGUAUUUGGCAAAAGCUGGCAUGGUCUGCACGCUCAGUAGAGUUUGGAAAUAAUGCAGCGUACACAGCUUCUUUCUAUUCACCAUAUUGUUCUGGGAGACCUAGUCUGGAGUUGCUGAGGCGAAGAGAGUUGGAAAGGCAAAGGACACAUUAUAAGAAAACAAGGUGUCCUGUGAACCAUCUAACCAAUCUUAUUUUUAAUGUUUUCUGUAUCCAGUUAUACUAAGUUUUGAGUAAUACCAAUUCUAGAAUCAUGUCACUAAUUAGCUUUCAGUGUGAUUAUAGAUAGUAGAUGUGACAGAUAUGUUUUUGUAUUUGAAAAAAGAAAUCUUGAUUCUGUGUUUUUUUUAGCUAUAUACAAUUAAGUUGAACACUUACCUUAAUGCUUUGGGCAUUCUAACUUUGGUUGGUUUCUUACACUGAAGUGGUAAAUGUCUUUCAGUAGUCACAAUGUAGUAAUCCUUGACUCUGGGCUGGUGGGAACUUGAACUUGUGAGCAAUAAGAAUCUGGAUAAAGACACCUGAGGUAUGCAGUAGGUGCACAUUUGCUAAAGGCGUUGGUAAGUAGAAGGGUUAAAGGGGAGCAAGUGAGACCUGAAAUAAGUGAAUAUAUUAAAGAUAAUAAAGCAAGAGUCAAUAAAGAUGUAUGUUGGAAGCUAAGUGAUUUUAAAGAGUUGAAGACUUUGGGUGCAAACAGGCUGAGAUUGAAGGGGAGCAGAGGAAGAAAGUUUGGAGCGGGGGAUGUAGUGUUAAAUCAUGCUCAGAAUGCUUGCCACUGUGUGGCAUGGGUUGUUUUAAGCCUUUAACUUAUUUUUAGGAGGUUACUUACAACUUAUUUUUUUCCUCUUUCUUUUUUCCUUUUUUUUUUUUUUUUUUUUUUCUCCCCAAAUACAAUUUUGGGGUAAAAGGGAGCUUCUUUACUAUAUAAGGGACACAUUCCUGAAAAAUUCCAUUCCACUGCAGUAAGGAAUUAUUUUGUUGACCUACAAGUUAUGAAUCAUGUAUCAAAUUGUAAAAGGCAACCAGUCAUUAAGUACUGGAGGAGCAAAUUAUACAAAGUAUAUGCUCUUGUGAAAAGCUUGCUGUAGGCUGCUGCAUUCAGUAGGUACAACAGUAAAAAGGCCUGGGUUCUCCUACAUGACCGAAGCAUCAGUUGUAUAUGCCAUGCAUGUUUCCUCAGAUGAAAGUAAAUAGCAUGAGUAUAGACUAUGCAAAUUUUAUGGAAUUAACUUUUUUAGGACUUGACAAAAACUAUAUUUUGUAUAAAGAACUACCUUCAUGUUAAAUCUGACAUUCAAAGUGUUCCUUAUCUAUUUAAGCAAUAAAUCAUGAAGCAAUGAAUCUGCCUCAUAAAGUUUAAAAACUUGUUCUGUCUAUGUGUACUUGAACCUUUCUUCCUUCUCCCCACCACCUCCUGUUCUACUUUUGUGGUUAUUUAAAACCUAAAUAGAAAUGGGGGGGGGGGGGAACAAAACCAAAAAAGGCAGAAGUAAACAACCUAGCCGAAGUAAACGAUCUGGAUUUCAGACAUAAAUAUAUAUUAUUUUUUCCCAAAUGGAGGAAAAAAGUUGAAGUGGGGGAAGUAGGCAAGGAGAGAAAGACAGAAGAAAAAACUUACCAUCGAAGUUGAGCUAGUCCUGAACUGAGUUGUAGCAGUUACACAGAAAUACUCUAAUCUGGUUGUUUUCCAGUGCCUACAGAUUUCUGGAAAAUCUGGAACUGAGGAAGAUUUUCUAUUCUUUUAAACUUUGAAAAUUUGGGGAGCACUUGUGUAUAUUUUGAACUACUGAUUUUUUUAAGUGACUUAAGAAACUGAAUGUAAACUUAACACUGAAUAAAUGUGAGAUUACUUUGAUGUUUCUCUUGAAAAAUAAAUUCCAGAAUGAUUAUUUAAA
Numida meleagris (helmeted guineafowl) is the source of this 4976-nucleotide messenger RNA. Its product is annotated as polypeptide N-acetylgalactosaminyltransferase 4-like. The record is from RefSeq and is a predicted model, not a curated record. NCBI's taxonomy places the organism in Eukaryota, Metazoa, Chordata, Aves, Galliformes, Numididae. Gene Ontology annotation, cellular component: Golgi apparatus. The transcript has a single exon. The coding region runs from base 304 to 2055 and encodes 583 amino acids.